GUGGUGUGGCCUGCCUAAGGGAGUUGUGGGGGUGGAAGUAGACAGAAUCAAGUGGCUACAGUUCUUGAGAGCGUAGAUUCCAAAGGAAGUGAUAAUAAUGGCUGCAUUUUGCAGUUUGAAGAAUUUAUGUGAAUAUGAAACUUCUAAAGUUGUCCGUUUUCAGAGCGUUUCCUAUGGGAGUUUGAAAUGGACCUUCCAUAUGAUUGUCUUCCUGUAUGUUUGUUAUGUGCUUGUCACCGACAAACGGUAUCAGAAAAAGGACUCUGUGAUCAGCUCAGUUCACACUAAAGUGAAAGGAGUAGUUCAGACUGACUCAAGAAUCUGGGACACAGCCGAAUACACUAUUCCCAUGCAGGGAAUAGACUCUUUUUUUGUGAUAACCAACAUAAUCAUGACAGAAAACCAGUUUCAAAGUGUUUGCCCUGAGUACCCCAUUGCCAAAGCUGUCUGCUCUUCAGAUGUGAGCUGUAAAAAAGGACACAUGAACCCCCAGAGUAAUGGAAUUCAGACAGGAAGAUGUGUGAACUAUAAUGCAACAAUUAAAACCUGUGAAGUCUCUGCCUGGUGCCCUGUGGAAUCAAUGAAAGGUGCCCCAGUGCCUGCCAUUCUGAAGAGUGCUGAAAACUUCACAGUGCUAAUAAAGAACAAUAUCCACUUCCCAAAAUUUAAUCACACUGCAAGAAACUUUUUACCAAAAUUGAAUAUUUCGUGCACAUUCAACAAGAUAACUGCACCAGGCUGCCCAAUUUUCCGGCUGGGAGAUAUUCUCCAAGCAACAGGAGAAAAUUUUUCAGAGAUGGCAAUUCAGGGCGGAAUCAUGGGCAUUGAGAUUAACUGGGACUGUAACCUGGACAAAUGGUUCCAUCGCUGCAGUCCACAGUACAGUUUUCGUCGCCUUGAUGACAAAACGACGACUGAAUACCCUGGAUACAACUUCAGAUUCGCAAAGUACUACAAACAGCCCAGUGGGAAGGAGGAGCGGACGCUGAUCAAAGCCUAUGGGAUACGAUUCGACAUCCUCGUCUUUGGCACAGCUGGACAGUUUAACAUCUUUGAGCUGCUGGUGUACACCGGGUCUGUGCUGUCCUACUUUGGCUUGGCUCAGUUCAUUAUUGAUUUUCUUAUUACUUCAUACACUUAUCCCUGCUGCAAAGAAUCCAUCAAGGAAUAUUACUUCAGGAAGAAGUGCGAGUCUGCUCUGGGACCAAAAUGGACCCUGAUGUACGUGUCAUAUGUUGAUGACCCGCACAUUAUUCUGGUAGACAAACCGUUGAGGACGAGUCUGCAGAACGUUAAAGGCGAGAUUGUUCAGUUGCAGAAAGACACUGGGGCUUUUACUGACACGACCAAGCUCACAGCACACUAUCCCAUUCGGGUCCCUGCCUUAGCAAAAGCCCAUGAGAUGCAGCCCCUUAAAAGCGAAGGACAAACUUCACCACCCCAUGACCGCCCGGCUUGGUGCUGCUGUGGGAAAUGCCACCAAACAGAGUCUUUCCGGGAGCAGCUCUGCUGCCGAAGAAAAGAAGGGUCAUGCAUUACAACCUCGGCUUUGUUCGAGCAGCUCGUUCUUUCCAGAUCGGCACUGGAGUUUAUCCUGCUUUACAAAGAGCCCUUGUUGGACUUGAAUACUGAGACCCUCAAUAACCAGCUUCGUCACUGUGCUUACAGACAGUAUAUUCACUGGCGUUUUGGCUCUGCUGAGGUGGAGAGCAGUGCCCUGAUACCAAGUUGCUGCAGGUGGAAGAUCAGAGAAACUUAUCCCAGUGAGGAUGGCAAGUAUACUGGUUUAGAGAGGAAGAAUUAACCUUUAUUAAGCUUCUAUUGUAUAGCUCCAGAACCACAAUUACACUUAUUUCUCAGUUAAACCUCCUUAAUUUCUCUUUGGAGACAUUUUAAAAAGAAAAGCAUGUGAUUUCUCAGAAUCCACUGCUGUAUGACUGAAUUCCACGUUCUGUGUUGUUAAUGAGCAGUAUUCGCUAAUGAUUAGUGCAGGAGACUGGGAGUCAGGAGUCUUGGGUUCUGUUCCUCACUCCACCGCUGACUCUCUCUGUGACCUUGGAAAGGGCACAUAGCCCAUAGCUUUCAAAUGUUGCCCCAAUUUUUGCAUGCCCAGUAUUGGACACUUUGCCCCUGAUGUUCAGAGGGGCUGAGUACUCAACACUCCAACUGAAAACUAGACUGCACCAACAGCUACCUCAAGGUGGGAACCCAAACAUUCAGGGAAUCAAAAUGAGAGGACUUUUGAAAAUUUGACUCUUAACCUCUUGGUGUCUCAGUUUCUCCAUCUGUCAAAUGUGGAUAAUACCUACCUGCCUUAGUAAAAGGCUUUUGAGCCUUGGAUGACAGAUGCUUUAGAACUGCAGAGUAUUAUUGUUUGCGCGGACUCGGUCCUGCAAAUCGUUAUUCAUGUGAGUAGUCUGUAGUCACACAAGCAGUCCUAAGGUCCAGAGAACGGGCUUGCAGGAUGGAGCCCCUUGAGGGUGUAUUUCAUGGACAAAGUCAUGCACAAACUGUGCAGCAUUUCAGAUUCUUUCAGCUUUGUGGUUGAUCAAAUCUGUUACCAGAAGAAACCAGCUCAUUUUGGGUGAUGUUAGUAACACAGGAAAAGCAUUUUUAAGUGUACGGUUGUUAUGUAGAUAGUGCCCCUUUUAAGCAUAAACUCAGGAAUUGAAACGGACAACAUUUUUACUGCCUUUCUACCUUAUUUUCAGAAGCCUUGGAUCAAAUUCUGCCGUCAUUUACUCUGGUGCUAAUUCAUGAUGUCAUCAUGAUGGUAUCUGUGUAACUGAGAGCAGGCUUUAGCCUCAUGUUUGCUCUAAGUUUAUGUAGGGCCACAUACCGUCCAGGAUGCUCAAUUAGCUUCCCAGUGAGUUGCAUAGCAGUAUGCAGUCUCAGGGCAGUAUCUCUAGCCCCGAGACUGCAAAUAAAUGAUGGAUUAACCUGUGCAUUGAUUCCUAUUUUUUCUUGUGCUUCUACUUUAUCUCACUAGCUAUUUUUGCAGCAAUGCGGCAAGAUAGAUAUUAAUUAGUAUAUACUGGGCCACUUUCAUCUCCGCAUAAUUGUAAAUCUGCACAACUGCAUAGUUUGUGGUUUUAAUUUUGUACAUAUUUUUAAAACUGGGGUCUGGAAAAGUAUUCCAGCUCUAGUUGCAUUUCCAAUGGUAGUAUGUAUUAAUUGCACUGACAUUCAUGUGACAGCAUCUCAUUGUAGCUAUGGAUUGGGACUGUGUUAUUUUUGUAAUGUUGGCACUGAUACAUUCCUGCACUAAUAUAUAUUGGUUAGCACACUUUCUUUGCUUUUGGAAAUACUGUACUGAUGUUGGAACCUGGAGUGUUUGUUUAGGACUCUCUUUUUAAGGACCUGUUAAAUACCUUCUUAUGCUCAUUUUGCAAGCCUUUUUAUCUUGCAGUGAGUUUUGACUGAAUUUUUCCAUUAAUAAAUACAGUGUUUAAUCAAUCCAUAGCAGAGUGGAAGACUCUCCUUUCGUGAUUUUGCAGUAGCAUAUACAUUAAAUCGCUAGCCAAUCCCCUUCCCCUCUAAUGAUUUGUUGGACUGUUAUGAAAAUCAUUAUUAUUGCUACCCAUAUUUCUAAAACCCCAUUGCCGUAGUAUCUGGGCAGCCAAGUGUCAGCAGACAUGUGAGCUCUUUGUUGCUGUCCUUAGGAAAUUGUGGCCACUUUUAAAGUUCAUAGAAGAUUAGGGUUGGAAGAGACCUCAGGAGGUCAUCUAGUCAUCAUAGCUUGGUAUCACACAGCAGUUCAAUUGUUUGAAACAUCUGAUCAAUUUUGUAAGAGAGGAAAAAUACAGUAAAGGAUUUGAUCUAAGGGAAGAGCUAAUCGGUGAGCCUAAGACAUCUAGGGCCCAGUUCUGUCCUCACUGUAAAUGGGAGCGGUAUUGGGGCCUUGCUAGAUGUAUGUAACUAUUGGGCCAGAUUCUGCUCUCACUUUCCUCCCAGCAACCCUCUGACUUCAGUGUGCUGGCACAGGGUAACUGUAGGGAAAAUCUGACCCGGGGGUGGGUGGGAGGAGCGUGGCGGUGGUGGUGGUGGUAGGGGAUGUAUACCAGAGGCCGUUAUGUCUUGGCUGUUUAAAACUCCAUCAGCAGUAGUUGAAAACUGAAGACACCACUCCAUGAAUCUUCUGGCCUGAUUUUCUACAACCACCUCCUCCCCCAUUUACUCUUUGAUACUGCCCUGGCCAUCUGACCCUAGUGUGUAGUGGGGUCCCUUUUGCCUUCAUUGUGAGCUUCCCUUUUGCACUUAUUUCCAUGCUUGUGGUUGCUAAACACCUCAGGGGCUUCUAGUUGAGUCUUUUCUUGGGGUAGGAGGUGGCCAUAACAUGAUACAAAUUGCUCAGAAAAAUUACCUGCACUAAAAUACUGGUAGUACGCCUAGCAUCUGCCUGGCACAAGGGGAGGGCUAGUCCUGAUUGAGAUCUUUGAGUUAAAUAAUAAUAGUUAGAAAUUAAGGUCCAGCGUAGAAAUUAAGGUCCAUGUUGUCCAGGGUAGGCUCUAUGGAUUACGGGACGAUGAUAUCAGUCAUCGCACAAGUGAAACCCAAUUCAAUUGAAAAGGAAAUGAUUUUUGUUCAGACGGAUGAGAACUCUUUGUUUUUGUUUGUUAAUACAGCUACUUAACUCAAAUGCUUGGGAUUAAAGUUGUCUGUGUUAAA
This is a messenger RNA of Chelonia mydas (Green sea turtle), 4668 nucleotides long. RefSeq names its product purinergic receptor P2X 7 (gene P2RX7). Gene Ontology annotation, molecular function: purinergic nucleotide receptor activity; extracellularly ATP-gated monoatomic cation channel activity; ATP binding. The record is from RefSeq and is a predicted model, not a curated record. Lineage: Eukaryota; Metazoa; Chordata; Testudines; Cheloniidae. The transcript is spliced from 13 exons. The coding region runs from base 98 to 1804 and encodes 568 amino acids. Gene Ontology annotation, cellular component: nuclear inner membrane; plasma membrane. Gene Ontology annotation, biological process: response to ATP; monoatomic cation transmembrane transport.